Molecule: messenger RNA, 336 nt
Organism: Staurois parvus
Lineage: Eukaryota; Metazoa; Chordata; Amphibia; Anura; Ranidae
Source: the annotation of a GenBank genome assembly
AUGUGCCACUUUCAGGUCUCCUCACACUGCUGGUGGGUUCCAUUUUGUCAUAGGGUGCUGGCAGAUUACGGGCCUCCCAUUGCUGCUGCCAGGCCCCUAAUCUGCCAUGGGCCCCUGUACCGCCUCCUCAUGCUGCUGCCAGGUCCACAGUGUCUCAUGGGUCCCUGUACGGCCUCCCAUUGCUGCUGUCUCCAUCGCCACACUCUGCCAUGUGCCACUUUCAGGUCUCCUCACACUGCUGCUGGGUUCCAUUUUGUCAUAGGAUUGCUGGCAGAUUACGGGCGUCUCCCAUUGCUGCUGCCAGGCCCCUAAUCUGCCAUGGGCCCCUGUACCGCC